GAAAUGGCUAACUACAUUUCCUCUGUUUUGAAGUCGCUGCUUCUGCUUCUUCAUCUUGUCUUCUUGAUUCAGCAGCAUGUUGAUUCUGCCUCUAUCGUCAAGUUUCUUCCUGGUUUUGAAGGGUCUCUUCCCUUUGAGCUCGAAACCGGGUAUAUUGGUAUUGGUGAGGAAGAGGAAGUGCAACUGUUCUACUACUUCAUCAAGUCUGAGAGGAAUCCAAAAGAAGACCCUCUUCUUCUCUGGCUAAGUGGAGGACCUGGCUGCUCUUCCAUCUCUGGCCUUCUUUUUGAGAAUGGGCCUCUGGCUAUGAAGCUCGAUGUUUACAAUGGAACUCUCCCUUCUUUGGUCCCUACUACAUAUUCUUGGACAAAGACUUCGAGCAUGAUAUUCUUGGAUCAGCCCGUUGGAACUGGCUUCUCCUAUUCAAGAACUCAACAAUAUAAUAAACCUAGUGAUUCAGGAGAAGCCAAACGGAUUCAUGAGUUUCUUCAAAAGUGGCUAAGCAAGCAUCAAGAGUUUUCCUCCAACCCAUUCUAUGUCGCCGGUGAUUCUUAUUCCGGUAUGGUUGUUCCAGCUACCGUUCAAGAAAUCUCCAAAGGAAAUUAUCAAUGCUGCAGUCCUCCGAUAAAUCUUCAGGGCUAUGUACUCGGUAACCCGAUAACAGAACAUGCAAUCGAUUAUAACUACCGCAUUCCAUUUGCACAUGGAAUGGCAUUGAUCUCUGAUGAACUUUACGAGUCGUUGAAGAGAGUCUGCAAAGGAGAAUAUGUUGAUCCACGUGACACAGAAUGCUUGAAACUCGUUGAAGAAUUUAGUAAGUGUACCAAAGGAGUAUGCCAAGAAGUUGUAAUAAAACCAUUGUGCGUAACUGAAACUCCAAAUUGCUAUGUAAGUAAUCCAAGUAUCUUGCCCUCUCUUAACCGUUAAACCAUUUGAGAAAAUAUAUAUAUAUAUAUAUAUAUGUAUACAAGGUUGCUUUUGCAGAUUUAUCGAUAUUUGCUAACUACGUACUGGGUCAAUGACGUGAAUGUACGCAAAGCUCUUCAAAUCAACAAGGUACCAGUUUGUUUUUUAAGUUCAUGGUAAAAAGAACAUUGUCAUUCUUAUAGGAGGGCCUAUGAUUGCAGGAGAGUAUAGGGGAAUGGGUACGAUGUUAUUUUGGUAUUCCUUACACUCAUGACAUUAAAAGUAGUGUACCUUACCAUAUGAAUAACAGCAUCAAUGGUUAUCGUUCUCUCAUUUACAGUGGUGAUCAUGAUUUGAAUGUACCUUUCCUUGCAACUCAAGCUUGGGUAAGAUCUCUCAACUAUUCCAUCAUUGAUAACUGGAGGCCAUGGAUGAUCAAAGAUCAAAUCGGGGGGUAUAUAAUAAUAAACUGAUUUUGUUUUUAAAUGGCUUCUCUUAUUCUUUCGUUUUAUAAGGCUCGAUCACUUCGAAAUUUACUCUUGACUCGUCUUACUUGGCAGAUACACAAAGACUUAUGCCAAUAAAAUGACAUUUGCAACUGUCAGAGCAAGUCUUUCUUCUUUCCUUUUUUUAAUCCACUCGAACAUUUUUAUUGCGGUUUAAGGUGUAUUAAGUUGUGGAUUUUGAUUAUAGGGAGGUGGGCACACAGCAGAGUACAAGCCAUAUGAAACCUAUAUCAUGUUCCACAGGUGGAUCAAUGGCCAACCUCUUUAAAAGAAGAGAGUGGCCUUUUAUGUAUAAAGGAUUAGAGUUUAUGGAUCUAGUAACCCAUUCUCCAAAUAUUUAAGAUAUGAUCGUUGUAUGCAAGCUUGGUUUGCCUCAAGAUAAUUGCAAAAGCUUAGGUUUUUUUUCCUUAUCUUCUGACCUGUAUAAAAAUCUUCUAAACAAACGUUGCACUUGAUGUAAAAAAGUUUUUUCGAAUAAAUUUAACAUUUUAUUCAAA
Messenger RNA from Arabidopsis thaliana (thale cress), 1909 nucleotides. It is a transcript of the gene scpl5, whose product is annotated as serine carboxypeptidase-like 5. Gene Ontology annotation, cellular component: extracellular region. The record is from RefSeq and is marked reviewed. The coding region runs from base 4 to 927 and encodes 307 amino acids. Gene Ontology annotation, biological process: secondary metabolic process; proteolysis. The transcript is spliced from 9 exons. Lineage: Eukaryota; Viridiplantae; Streptophyta; Magnoliopsida; Brassicales; Brassicaceae. Gene Ontology annotation, molecular function: O-sinapoyltransferase activity; serine-type carboxypeptidase activity.